Messenger RNA from Cucumis sativus (cucumber), 1783 nucleotides. RefSeq names its product hippocampus abundant transcript-like protein 1. The transcript is spliced from 14 exons. Gene Ontology annotation, molecular function: transmembrane transporter activity. Gene Ontology annotation, cellular component: membrane. Gene Ontology annotation, biological process: transmembrane transport. The coding region runs from base 151 to 1485 and encodes 444 amino acids. The record is from RefSeq and is a predicted model, not a curated record. NCBI's taxonomy places the organism in Eukaryota, Viridiplantae, Streptophyta, Magnoliopsida, Cucurbitales, Cucurbitaceae.
ACAAAUUCAUUUAUUCGUUUCGUUCCCUUUCACUGAAAAAAUUUGGGUGUCAGCUAGUUUUUGUUCUUCACAACAAUACAAAAUAUAUGAUUUGAUUUUAUUUGUCUCUAUUGGUUGAUACUGAGACGGGCAAGAUUUUGGGGUUUGAAGAUGCAUUUUGCGGCAGGGAAAUGUGGGUUUGAAGAACUGAGACCUUUAAUUCACUUGUUAUUGCCUUUAUGUGUUCAUUGGAUCGCUGAAGAAAUGACUGUUUCUGUUCUUGUUGAUGUUAUUACUAAUGCUCUUUGUUCUCAAAACACCACUUGCCCUCAAGCUAUUUACUUCAAUGGAACUGAGCAAACGAUCGUUGGAAUUUUCAAAAUGGUAGUUCUUCCACUGCUUGGUCAGCUUGCGGACGAGUAUGGUCGAAAACCUUUGCUCCUACUAACAGUAUCAACAAGCAUAUUUCCUUUUGCAUUACUUGUUUGGGAUCAAUCCAAGGGUUAUAUAUAUGCUUACUAUGUGCUUCGUACAAUAUCAAAGAUACUGAGUCAAGGCAGCAUAUUCUUCAUUUCUGUUGCAUAUGCCGCGGAUACUGUACAAGAAAGUAGGAGAGCUGCAGUAUUUGGUUGGAUCACUGGCCUUUCUUCUGCUUCCCAUGUUGUUGGGAAUUUGCUAGCAAGGUUUCUUCCCGAAAAGUACAUUUUUGUGGUCUCAAUAGUUCUAUUGAUGUUUUGUCCCAUCUACAUGUACUUUUUCCUGCACGAGACAGUAAAACCAAUCCCGAAGAAUGAUGAAGAACCCAAUUGGUUAUCAAAGACGGUCAACGUUCUCAACAGACGAUUCAGAACUAUGAGAGAUGCAAUUGAAAUAGUCAUCGACAAUCCAACACUUCGGAGCAUAACUUAUGUUUCUUUCUUUCUGAAUUUGGGAAUGACAGGGAUCACUAACGUCCUAAUGUUCUAUUUGAAGGCGGUUUUUGGGUUUGAUAAAAACCAAAACUCAGAAAUUUUGAUGCUUGUUGGAAUAGGCUCGAUUUUCACUCAGAUGUUGGUGCUACCACUUAUAAAUCCACUGAUUGGGGAGGAAGCUAUAUUGUGCUUGGGAAUACUUGCAUCAGUAGCUUAUGCAUUGUUCUAUGGCUUGGCAUGGGCAGCUUGGGUUGCAUACUUGGCUGCUUCAUUUAAAGUCAUAUAUGUCUUAGCAAGACCUGCAAUUUAUGCAAUUGUCUCCAAAGCUUCAAGCUCAAGCAAUCAGGGGAAGGCCCAAGGUUUUGUUGCUGGUGUGGAGUCAAUAGCUAGUUUUUUGUCACCACUUGUGAUGAGUCCCUUAACCUCAUGGUUCAUUUCAAGUGAUGCCCCUUUUGAUUGUAAAGGCUUUAGCAUUGUUUGUGCCUCCAUAUGCUUGGUGAUUUCUUUAUGGCAUGGCUGUUGCCUACUGAAGGCCAAAGAACAUGGAAGCAAAGAGGAUGACGAUCCUGAGGAACCACUUUUGAAUGAUGCUUAAAUGUUGAAUGAUGUUAACAAUAUGAGUUAAAUUGUAAAUUUGGUUCACUCAAAAAAGAAAAAGUUAGAAUUUAGUCCAUAUAAUUCUAAAAGUUUGAAUUUAGUUUUUAUGGUUUGAUAAGAUCUUUAUAAAGGGUCUAUAUGGUCGAUAAAAUACUCGUAGAUAUUUUCUACCAUAUAGACUCUUUAUAAAAAAAAUUAUUCAACCGAGACUAAAUUCUAACUAUUGAGACUAUUCUAACUUUUUUUUUACUAUAAAGACUAAAUUUACAAUUUAACCAAUAAUAUAUAAAAAAAAA